Cannabis sativa is the source of this 2359-nucleotide messenger RNA. Its product is annotated as adenylyl-sulfate kinase, chloroplastic. NCBI's taxonomy places the organism in Eukaryota, Viridiplantae, Streptophyta, Magnoliopsida, Rosales, Cannabaceae. Gene Ontology annotation, biological process: sulfate assimilation. The record is from RefSeq and is a predicted model, not a curated record. Gene Ontology annotation, molecular function: adenylylsulfate kinase activity; ATP binding. The coding region runs from base 619 to 1242 and encodes 207 amino acids. The transcript has 7 exons.
ACCUCACUUGUUAUAAACUCUCACCAUACCAUACGAGACCAGAUCUUCAUCCUUCUGUCUCUCACUCAUUUUGCCACCCAAUUACAGCCCUUUUCUCUUUUCUUCUUUCUCUCCCUCCAACACAAAAUUAAUAAUUAAACACGCACGAACUCCUUCUCCUCUGGUAUCAAACCAUAACCAUGGUUCUUACUUCUUAGAGAGAGAGAGAGAGAGAGAGAGAGAGAGAGAGAGAGAGAAGAGAACAUGCACCCUUUCUCAUCCAUUUAUGUGACACUACUUAAAAGUUUUGUUCUUUAACUAAUAUUAUCAACAGAAACAAGGCUUCCAAUUUGAACCCAAACUUUCCCCACUAAAUCUUGAGGGGUUGGUUGGAGAACUUUCGGAGAUGACAACGUUCAGUGUACCACCACGACUGUCGAUGUGGCGUGGUUUAACUUCGGAGUUUGAAUCUGGACCAGCAAUAUCUAUGUCUCUUGGGAAGCUAAGGUUUCUGACUAUGGUCGGGGAAGAUAAAUGUAAUGCAAUUGGUAAGUGUAAGAGCAAGCUUUAUCAUGGACCCCAUGUGGGAUUGGUUCUAAUUUAAGUAAAUCGUUCUAACUAGGAAGAGAUCUCCACCAGAUGUCAACCAUUGGGAAUUCAACAAACAUUACAUGGCACAAAAGCUCAGUGGAAAAACAUGACAGGCAAGAGUUACUUCAGCAGAAAGGCUGUGUCAUAUGGAUUACUGGUCUUAGUGGUUCAGGUAAAAGCACAUUGGCGUGUGCUCUGAGUCAUGGCCUGCACUCAAGAGGAAAGCUUACUUAUGUUCUUGACGGUGACAAUGUUCGACAUGGUCUAAAUAGUGAUCUUAGUUUUAAAUCAGAAGAUCGUACAGAAAACAUAAGACGUAUUGGCGAGGUAGCGAAGUUAUUUGCAGAUGCUGGAAUCAUUUGCAUUGCUAGUUUAAUAUCUCCAUACAGAAAAGAACGAGAUGCCUGCCGUGCACUAUUACCAGAAGGAGAUUUCAUUGAGGUAUACUUGGAUGUGCCACUUCAAGUGUGUGAAAGUAGAGACCCGAAGGGUCUUUACAAGCUUGCACGUGCAGGAAAGAUAAAAGGUUUUACAGGGAUUGAUGAUCCGUAUGAACCACCAUCAAAUUGUGAGAUAGUCUUGAAACAGAAGGCAAAAGACAUAGUUUCUCCAUGUGAAAUGGCCCAAACAGUGAUAUCGUACUUGGAGGCAAAAGGGUAUCUGCAGGCCUGAGAGUCAAACAGCAAGAAGGCGCCACUACCUGGUUUCCAAAGCUAUUGCUUCCCCAGUAUAGGAAAUUCCUCGUUUCCUACCAUAUCUGGUUCCGGUAAUUAAUCGAUCAAUUAAUUUGUUUUAAUCUUUGUAAGUCAGUUUGUGUUGUGGUUAGUGGCUCCCUAUUUUAUAUUAGUAAUACAUCCCAACUAUCCAAUUGAAUUCAUAUAUGGCAAAAGGAGUUUCAUCCCACUUCAUUGCCAUAUAAAAAAGUUAGGGAACAAUAUUUAUUCUAGCAAAAACAAAUAAAAGGAACCAGGGGGAAGGAAUUGGCUUUGUUCUAUUGUGAAUUAUAUCAGUUAAUAAAUGAAUUCUAGUAAAUGAGUGAAGUUCUUGCUAAACAUUUGUUGAUAUGAGUAAUGUAAAUGCAUUGAUUUGAUUGAUCAGUUCUGCCAUUUUAAUAAUGAAAAAUAGUUAGCAGAUUGAUGAACCUUGGUUAGUAAUUUGUGGCUCGGUUUAUUUGAAAAAGGACCUGAACUACUGUGCUUUGGGCUAUACUGAAAAUUGAAUUAUAUAUUCUGCUAGAGAUGUUAUAUGAGAUAACCUCAGAAUGUACUGCAUUCUACACUUGCUAAAGCAAACGAACAAUGCUAAUUCUACUGAGCCAAAUACAUAGAAAGUUAUAACUAAGAUCAUACCUUAGCUUACACUGAAUGUAAGUUUCUCAAGUAACCAGGAUAAUAGAUUCAAUUAUAAAGAAUGGAACAUCAGAUGACCUUGGCAAAAACCCUUCUUCUGCUUGUCUAUAUCUUUAUGAAUAGGCAUAAGGCAUAGCAGAUAAGAAAUCCAGUCCUCUGUGACGACGAAGGGAGAUAAAACAUAGCAUCAGUGAAGUGGUUAUGGACACCAUAACUGAGCUCACAACAUCGAAAGUGAUCGAGAAUCGUCUCUCCUGAAGACCCCAAAUUGUCCAAAGAAACAUUUCUAAGCGAUCCAUCCACUUCAGAAUUCCUUGAACUAGCAGAAUGAAACACAGAAGAAGGUGGAAAGAUGAUUGAAAAGAAAGACCAAAUACACACUCCAAGAUUGCAAAAACCAAUCCUUUUCCACUUAGAAGUGAUCUGUCUAAGCAAGGAAU